CUCGGCGGCGGCAUGCAGUGGUGCGCGCGCGAUGCAAGGCCUCCGCGUCAGUCCAAAUUGGCGUGAAGGAAGGAGCGGACCAUUGAGGGAGACGUGCGGCGGCAGGCGCGCCGGCAGACGCUUAUCAGUUAUCGGCGGAUGGGCUCGCUCUUUGCAUGGGCUCCAAUUGGAUCGAGGACCACUUUUGCUCUAGUGCCUGUAAGUGUACUGCAUCCACAGCGACGCACGGAAGUAGCUCUCUGAACAGCACAACGCAGAUGACUCUUUGCUGCCAUGAGACUGCUGCCGCUGCUUUUUACGGCCGGUAUUUUCGCCGUUCUGGCCGAUAAAGAGCGCACCAGACCUGCUCAUGGGCACUUGAUGCAAAGUUGGUGGCACACUUUGAAUUCCAGGAUAGGCCACUAUGGUGAGCGCAUCAUCAAAACCACGACACGCGCACCCGCUGCAAAGGCAAUCCCAUUGUUAGCAAAUCCAGUAAAUGGUGACGUCUUUAUUCAACCUGGGAAGCUCACUACUUUUCGAAAACAUACAACGCUAGCACCCACUACAACCCCAGAACCUACCACAACCACUGAUUAUGAGGAAUUGACUACAAUCCCUCCUAAACCAAUAAUUCAAUAUGAUGUUCCCACGACUCAAGAAAUAGAAACUGAGCCCCCAACAACCACCCCUGCUGAAGAACCAGUGGAAACGACAACCACAGAAAAAGUCAACCCGACCUUUUUGGACCAAAGUGUUCAGGCGAGACGGAUGGGAACUUCUUGUCCUUCUUAUUGGGAUACAAGUAUUUCCAGUGUGGUUCAUCCCAUUUUUUGGCCAGAGACGGAAGUGGGCGAAAUAGCCUUUCCCACCCAGCCGUGUUUUACUUCUGACUUCCUGCCUGUGGCAAGAGAGUGCAAACUCAUCGAUGGCAUUGCACGCUGGGCAGAGAAAAACGGCACUUGCGAUCCAAACGCCGUGUCCAACACCACCUUCUUGCUGUACGAAUUCACUAGAAAAGAUGCCGUGUCAUCUGAAACUGUGGUUAAGGUGACCAGGAACAUGGCGACCAUCCUCAGUUCCAAAGCAGUUCCUUCCGCUUCUGAUGUGAUGGUUGUGGACAAUGUCCUUGUUGAAAUCACAAAACACGCACAACACUUGAGAGAAGAUAGUCUGAAUGACGUGGCAUCAGUUCUGGACAAAGUGUCAGUUUCCAGCCAAGUCAACAACUUUGACACGAUAAAUUUGCAAACCGCUACCAACUCUAUUUUGAGAAGUGUUGACACGAUUUUGGCCAAAGUUCAACUGGACCAGAGCGGCAUCGCCAGAGCCCACUCCAACGCCACUUCUUUGAUGGCUGCCGACCUAUCGCUGAGCGGCGUGAAAGGGGUGCAAAUCUCCGACUCGAAAAUCGUGCCUCUCACCGCCGAAUCUGGCGCGGUUACGUCAGCCAGUUUCCUACAAAUUUCAUCCGGCAGAGCUGCUUUCGUCCUCUUGGGAAACGAAGACAGCCUUUUCAAGGCCAAGAACGAAAACUUGACCCUGAACAGCAAAGUGCUUGGUGUGAGUAUCGACGGCCAGCACCCUUGGCACCAGCUUAAGGAGCCAGUCAUCCGGCUCAAGUUCAAACCAACCAACCCCUCGGAGGGGAUGUUGGUCAAGUGCGCGUACUGGGACAUUUACAACAGCGACUGGAAGACCGACGGCUGCACUUUCGUCGGGAAAGAGGGUGAUUUGGACGUGUGCGAGUGCAACCACUUGACCCACUUCGGCGAGAUCAUCGGUGUGUCUGGCGAUGACAAGAUCCUGGACAUCAUAUCCAUCGUUGGCUGCUCCCUUUCGCUGAUCGGUUUGUUGGGAAUCGCCGCCACAGCUGCGAUGUUUGAACACUGGAGGUCACGGCUCGGCAACAAGAUUUUGCUUCACCUCUCUGCGUCGAUUGGUUUGACAAUGGCCGUGUUUUUGUCCAUCGCGUUGGACGCAGGCGCUGCUUCGGACGCAUCCUGCAUAACCUUGGGCGUUCUCCUGCACUACUCUAUCCUUGCGUCCUUCUGCUGGAUGCUCAUCUCGGCUCUGCUGCAGUUCCUGCGCUUUGUAUCCGUUCUAUCCGCGCGUCCACCGCAUUUCCUGCUCAAGGGCGUGCUUUUUGGCUGGGUUCUUCCCACCGUGCCGGUCAUCGUCCUGCUGUCAAUCGGGCCUGCAAAGAGCUACCCUCGCACAAACAGCUCCUCCAACUUCUGCUAUCCUGUAGAGCUGUCACUAAUUCUGGGAGUCAUCAUUCCUGUUGCCUGUGCGGUCAUCGGAAAUCUUUUGGUUUUCUGCUUGAUUGUCUACCGAGUGUCGUGUGGACGGCCAAAGAAUUUGACCAUCAGCACCAUGGCAGAGAGGCGAGUGAUUGCCUUGCGGCAGUUGCGUAUGAGCGUGCUGCUCUUUUUCCUGCUUGGACUGACCUGGAUUUUCGGCCUUCUGGCCAUGGUGGCUCCCUUCUUGGCGCCUUGGAGGGUCGCCUUCUCGUACCUCUUCUGCACCACCGCAACCCUGCAAGGGCUGGCGCUUUUCAUUUUCUUCAUCGUGUGGGAGAAGAAAACGCGGCAAAUGUGGCUGACGGCCCUUCCAGAGCGAUUCGCGCCGACCAGACCUUCAAGGCCAACCACAUCAAGUACAGCCUUCAGUGAAAGCAACUCGCAUUCUUCUUCAAGAGUCCGAGACGAGAGGGCUCCUCUGAGGCAAAAGACUUCAACACAGAACUUGACUGAAAGCACAAACAGAAAUGCUUCCAGCCAGUGAAUUUUCAAACUAUCUGAAUUCUGAAUUGUGAUCUGAUCUUUUUAGUGCUGAUAUUUUUCGAGGCACUUCAUAAAUAUCGUUACCAAAAAUGUGCCACAUGUAGUUGUAAGAUUUUAUAACCCAUUUAUAGCCUUUUUUGUUGAAUUUUAAUAUAAUAGAAAUAAAGGUAGCUUAUAUAAAUAU
Molecule: messenger RNA, 2949 nt
Organism: Cloeon dipterum
Lineage: Eukaryota; Metazoa; Arthropoda; Insecta; Ephemeroptera; Baetidae
Product: adhesion G-protein coupled receptor G6-like
Exons: 8
Coding region: 274-2766 (830 amino acids)
Biological process (GO): adenylate cyclase-activating G protein-coupled receptor signaling pathway; cell surface receptor signaling pathway
Cellular component (GO): plasma membrane
Molecular function (GO): G protein-coupled receptor activity
Source: RefSeq, a predicted model, not a curated record